This is a messenger RNA of Bipolaris zeicola 26-R-13, 567 nucleotides long. RefSeq lists its product as uncharacterized. Lineage: Eukaryota; Fungi; Ascomycota; Dothideomycetes; Pleosporales; Pleosporaceae. The record is from RefSeq and is a predicted model, not a curated record. Bases 1 to 567 code for a protein of 188 amino acids. The transcript has a single exon.
AUGCCUUCUGAAAUCUCAGUAUCCGCAGAUACACCAAUGCCAAAAGCGUACGGUUUCCUCCCAAAAGGAAACCGGUACAAAACGCUGCAUUGCCGCAAGCUCACCCAUAAAGCAGCCCGUCCUCUAUAUAUCGUGUUGGAAAACAAGAAACAGAUUGGACUACGUGCACCCUUGGCAAUCUUAGACAAAGUACACAAGCAGGCCAAACAAACACUCUCGACGCGUCGUGCUGCAACUAACAAGCGCGAUGCUACUGACAUUGCCAAAGCAAGUGCUGAAGUGGAAAAACAGUUCCCACAAAUGCCCCAAGAUGAACGCGAGACUGUGCUUAAACAUGGGUUCAAGAAGCACUCUGGUAGAGUGGGCAGGACAAAUUCGAUACCAUUAUCGCGGAAGGUAUUACUUGCUGUGAUUGCACACGUUCGCCAUAGACAUACCGCAUACGACGCCUUGCUUGAUCAGGGAAUCGAUCGAGAGGAUGCCAGAAAAUCGACGAGAAAAGAUAUCGAGCGUCUUCUGCAGAAGUGGGGAUACUUACAAGGUACGCUUUGGAAGGUCCGUCGAUGA